AUGAUAACAUCAACAACCUGGGUCCCUCGUGGCUUCGCCGCCGAAUUCCCAGAUCGAAAAACUCUAGACGAAGAUGAAUUCUCUCGGAUCGCUGAAAUCGCAAAACUCAAGUUAGACGAUGCAGAAGAAGAGCUAGAAGAUGCUAAAGCCGCUGAGUCCGACGACGAUGACAAAGAUAACAACAACAAUGAUGAAGAAGCAAAGGAUACAAAUGGAGGAGGAGUAUCAUUAGAAAUGGAUAUCGACUCUGAAGUUCCUUCAAAGAAGGAGAAAGAGAAGAAGAAGAAGAAGAGUAAGAAGGGAGGAAAAGACGAUAGUGAUGAUGAAGCUGCAGAUGAUGAUCUGAAAGAAUAUAAUCUGGAUACCUACGAUGAUGAUGUCGCCGAAGACGAUGACCCUCAGACAAUGGGCAUGUUCGGCAACAUCAAAUCCUUAGCCUACCACGAAAAUAACGACGAAGACCCUUACAUCACCAUCCCAGACAACCAAGAUGACUCGGAAAGAGAAGACCUCCAAAUCCUCCCAACAGACAACCUCCUCCUCGCCGGCCGCUUCGAAGACGACCUAGCUCACCUCGAAGUCUACGUCUACGAAGACGACUCCGACAACCUCUACGUUCACCACGAUUUAAUGCUCCCCGCCAUCCCACUAUGCAUAGAAUGGCUCGACCUCCCCGUAAAAACCACCCCAACCCCAACCACAAAGGGAAACUUCGCAGCAAUAGGAACCACAGAUCCAGACAUCGAAAUCUGGAACCUAGACACCGUCGACUCCCUAUUCCCAGACGCAAUCCUAGGCGCCCCGAACCCUCAAUCAUCAUCCACCACAAAAUCUUCAAAAAAGAAAAAGAAGAAGUCAAAACAACCAAUCUCAACCCACCACACAGACUCAAUCCUCUCCUUAUCCUCAAACCGUACCCACCGUAACCUCCUAGCCUCAGGCUCAGCAGACACAACCAUAAAACUCUGGGACUUAACAACCUGCACCGCAGCCCACUCCUACACCCACCACACAGACAAAGUCUCCUCCCUAGCAUGGCACCCAACAAACACCACCAUCCUCCUCUCCGGCUCUUGGGACCGAACCAUCGCUGCCGUAGACAUGAGAACAAAGGAUACAGUCUCAGGCCGCUGGGGUUGUGAAUCCGACGUCGAGGGGAUAAAAUGGGACCCCCACGAUUCAAAUUACUUCUACAUCUCAACAGACGUAGGAACACUCCACCUCCACGACGCGCGAACAAUUCCAUCUUCUUUGUCAGCUACAAAGCCAGUUUGGACAUUACAAGCCCAUUCGUCGAGUUUAACCUCCUUCGAUGUAAACCCCAUAAUACCGGGUUUCAUAGCCACUGCUUCCACUGAUAAAAAUGUUAAGAUAUGGAAUGUGGAGGGUAACAAACCUAGUAUGGUUACCACUAGAGAUUUUGAUCUAGGCAAAAUAUUUAGCGUAGGUUUUGCACCGGAUAAAGAAGUUGGGUUUAGAUUGGCGAUUGCGGGAAGUGAGGGUAUUGUGAAGGUUUGGGAUACUAGUACUAAUGCCGCCGUAAGAAGAAUCUUUGCGGGCAGAGUACCUGAAGGUGUUGAAGAGAAGGAAGAGAGGGUUGUGGGCGUUGAGUAUAGUGAUAGUGAAAGUGAUAGUGAGGAUGGUGAAGAACCGGAGGAAGGUGCUAAGGAAAGACCAGACGGGUGGGAGAGUAUGAGUGAGGAAGAGGAUUAA
Molecule: messenger RNA, 1713 nt
Organism: Orbilia oligospora ATCC 24927
Lineage: Eukaryota; Fungi; Ascomycota; Orbiliomycetes; Orbiliales; Orbiliaceae
Exons: 4
Coding region: 1-1713 (570 amino acids)
Biological process (GO): rRNA processing
Cellular component (GO): nucleus
Molecular function (GO): protein binding
Source: RefSeq, a predicted model, not a curated record